Messenger RNA from Gambusia affinis (western mosquitofish), 2016 nucleotides. Its product is annotated as nuclear factor 7, ovary-like. Bases 224 to 1609 code for a protein of 461 amino acids. Gene Ontology annotation, biological process: protein ubiquitination. The record is from RefSeq and is a predicted model, not a curated record. The transcript is spliced from 2 exons. Gene Ontology annotation, molecular function: ubiquitin-protein transferase activity; zinc ion binding; protein binding. NCBI's taxonomy places the organism in Eukaryota, Metazoa, Chordata, Actinopteri, Cyprinodontiformes, Poeciliidae.
AUGCUGGAAUUUCAACAGAAACUUGGAAAAAACAGGAAGCAAACUAAUUCAUUGAGUAAACACCGUGAGGAUGAACUCUGACUCCUGCCUUCGUCUCCGACUGAAAUCAAACUAACACUGAACAAGGAGAACAGAGAGAGAACUGAGCAACUAGACACUGAAACACAGACUGCUGCAGGAGGAAAAACAAGCAAAUCAAAGUGAAACUUCACUCUGAGACAAAAUGGCUUCCAGAUCAGACGAUGAUCUCUGCUGUCCGGUCUGUCUGGAAAUAUUUAAGGAUCCGGUUAUUCUGUCAUGUAGCCACAGCUUCUGUAAGGAGUGUCUGCAGAAAUAUUGGAGAGAGAAACCAGGAAGAGAGUGUCCAGUUUGUAAAAGGAGAUCUUCUAAAGAUUAUCCACCUUUAAAUCUGGCUCUGAAGAAUCUGUGUGAGUCUUUCUCCCAGCAGAGAGAGCAGAGAGCUUCAGAGGAUCUCUGCAGUCUGCACUCUGAGAAACUCAAACUCUUCUGUCUGGACCAUCAGCAGCCAGUGUGUGUCGUCUGCAGAGAUUCAGAAAAACACACCAAUCACAGAUUCAGACCCAUCGAUGAAGCUGCUCAGCAACACAAGAAGAAACUUCAGGAAACUCUGGAGCCUCUAAAGAAGAAGCUGGAGCUCAGGAAGAAAGUUCAGGAGGAGUUUGAUCAGACAGCAGAACACCUGAAGGUCCAGGCCCGACACACAGAGAGGCAGAUUAUGGAGCAGUUUAAGCAGCUUCAUCAGUUUCUAGCAGAGGAAGAGGAGGCCAGGCUGGCUGCACUGAGGGAGGAAGAGGAGCAGAAGAGAGGGAUGAUGAAGGAGAAGAUGGAGGCUCUGAGCAGAGAGAUAGCAGCUCUUUCAGACACAGUCAGAGCCACAGAGGAGGAGCUGAGAGCUGAAGACGUCUCAUUCCUGCACAACUACAAGGCUGCAGUGGAAAGAGUCCAGCGCUGCCCCCUGCUGGAGGAUCCACAGCUGCCCUCAGGAGCUCUGAUAGACCAGGCCAAACAUCUGGGCAACCUGGCCUUCAACAUCUGGAGCAACAUGGAGACCCUGGUGACCUACACUCCUCUGGUUCUGGACCCAAACACGGCUGGUCCAGGACUCUAUCUGUCUGAAGAUCUGACCAGCAUUAGAGUAGGAGAGAAACAGAAACUUCCUAAUAAUCCAGAGAGGAUUGAUUCCUGGAAUUCUGUUCUGAGUUCUGAUGGUUUUAACUCAGGGAACCACAGCUGGGAUGUUGAUGUUGGAGACAUUAAAGGAUGGAGAUUUGGUUUGUUAGAAGAGUCUGUUCAGAGGAAGGGAGGCAUAUGGUCUGGAUGUUUGGUUAUACAGUUCUGUUCAGGUAAUUACUCAGCAUGGGGUCCACCAGCUCCUUCCACAUUUCUCUUGGUCCAGAAGAAUCUCCAGAGGAUCAGAGUGAAUCUGGACUGGGACAGAGGAAAGCUGUCCUUCUCUGAUCUGGAUACUAACACACACAUACACACCUUCACACACACCUUCACUCACAAGAUGUUUCCAUACUUUGCCACUAGUAAUACAGUACAGAUUCUACCGAUGAAGAUCUCAGUGAUCAAGCAGCAUCUCUGAUGAUCUCAGCAUGAAGAACAGAGAGAGAAAGAACCUCUAGAUAUUGUUUCAUGUUUUUAGGGAGCUGAUGUAUAAAUAUAUGUGCAGUUUAAUUAAAAUGUGAUCAAAAUGAUCCCAGCAGAACCUACAAGUUUUCAUUUGGUUUUUGCUUCUGUUUCACAUGUUAAACGUUUGGACGUGGUUAUAAUCUUUAGAAAACAAAAUGUCACUUUGACCUGCUGUUUAGCUGUGUGCUAACAGUUUUAACAUGUGGAGUUUGUUUUGUCUGUUACAAUCAAUAAAAACAUCCCGUGUCAUACAACAGACAUUUCUUGUAUACAGUCUUUGUUGUGUUUCUUCCCUUGAAGGACAUCUAUCUGUUUGGAGGACAAAUCUCCAAUAAGGACUCCACAGCGACGUCGUCCAAU